Microstroma glucosiphilum is the source of this 3078-nucleotide messenger RNA. RefSeq lists its product as hypothetical. The transcript has a single exon. The record is from RefSeq and is a predicted model, not a curated record. The annotation marks the transcript as partial. Lineage: Eukaryota; Fungi; Basidiomycota; Exobasidiomycetes; Microstromatales; Microstromataceae.
AUCAUCGUCCUACCAUCCACUCCCACUCAUACACAUCCUCAUCUCACCUCGCCGUCAUCGUCCUGCUUGGACAGCGGGCCUCACCAAGCGGCCUCAGUGCCUCUCGAUCCCUCCCUGCGCUCAGACAUGGCAGCCUCAGCCGUGUCCCUCCUGAGGUCCACCCUCGCAGAUCAGGCUGCGUUUGCCCCGCGUAGCAGCGAUUGGCAACAACGCGGAGAUGGCGGCAGCAGUAGUGGUGGCAUCGAGGAGGUGCUGCAGGGCAACGGCUUGGGCAUGUCAGCCAGUGCUGCCAACAGCCGUACAAUGCGCUACCAAAAGCCUGUAUACCAGACCGAUGCGCCAUCUGCCCCUGAAGUGGUAUUCGACAUCCUCUCAAAGAGGCAGGCUGAGUCGGAUUCAGCAACAGUGACCACGCCAUCCACUACUACAGAGCCCCUUGAAACCGCCAGUGGGACGGUACACCUUCCGACUGGGGUGACCGACAUCUCAGGACAGCCCUCGGCGACAUCAGAGGCGGACGCUCGUGACAAUCUCUUGGCAAUCAUGCCGGCAUUUGUCUUCUCCAUGCCCGCUCAAAUCCUCGUCACCGGCAUCAACAUCGCCCUCGUCUCUGUCAUUGCCGUGCAUCUGCUAUUUACAGUCCAGUACCAUCUACCUCUCAGCAGGGACAACUGGAUCUUGCAGAUGUGCAGCACGCUGAUGCUGCUGGUGAGCCUCAUCGUCUAUCUAAGUGUCGUCUUCUCGUCCUUGCAAGCGCAGAGCCAUACUUGGCCAUACACUUUCGACUAUCUAGCUGCUGCGAUACCGCCCACCGAUGGGUCUUGGUCAACCGUACGGUGCGCCUUCUACCUGAUCAUGAGAGCCUUGACCACACUUCUCAUCCACCUCACGCACAUUCAAUAUUUAACGCUAUUGUACCCAUCUGCACUCGAGGCGCGCUUGAUCCUUUGGAUGCUGGGUCCACUGGCCGUCAUUGCAGCUGGCAUGGAGUUCACGGCACUCUCCCCUAUGGACGACGUCAAGACUAGCGAUCUCGGAGAUGCUAUCCGUAACAUUUGCAAUAGUACCCUCACCCUCCUCUACUCAUGUGCGCUGCUCAUUUGGGGAGGCCUCGUCAAUCGGAGGAGAGCUUGGCGCAGCGAUGGCGGCACAGCUUCCUUCGGAGGGGGGGCCAUGGGUCUCGCGAUCAUGAACACAGUCAUGUCAUUUGUACAGAUCCGAUAUGAUCGCCUAUGGUGGCUACCGGACAUCUGCUGGACCCUCACACUCUGGCAGAGCUGGCUAGGCUUCUGGUGGUGGGUUGGAGCCGGAAUGGGCAUCGGAGAGGUCGAGGACCGAGAAGAGAGAGCUGAGAGGAGGAGAAAGAGGUUGGAGCGACAGAAGAGGAAGGCGGAGAACCAUAAUGGUGAAGAGGGAUCCGAGAUUUUGACCGGCUUCAAGAAGCUCAAGGACAGAUUGACUGGAGACAGCAGUCAAAAGACGACGUCUUCUUCAUCGACUGGUGGCACACUUAGCAGACGAAGACCCAAGAGGGCCGACUCAGCAGAAGAUCAAGCUGUCCCUGCCUCGGACUCUAUGGAGUUGCAAGAAGUACGGACCUCGCGCGAACAGGGUACCCCGAAGAGCAACGCUGCCCCAAUACCAGCCGCUGACGGAGCCGGAUCCCACGAGCUGACUAAUGUCUCCGUAGUUGCGCCCGACCACGAUCAGAGUCUUGAGACACAGGACGACGACACGCCCGUCUCCGCCGCAGGAAGUUCCGCAACGACUUCUGGGCGAUCAUCCUCUCGUGGCCUGGCAGGGCGUGCUUCGAUCCUAUUGCAGGCCUAUACUCCUCAUUUCAUUCAGCAGCGCAUGAGGAGGCUCAGAAUUGCCCACGCUGCAGCCGCCGCAAGAGCUGCCGACGAACAGUCGAUUGUGAGGAGUCAAGUGCUCGGAGGUACGCGCCAGCCAGGGCUUAGGGCCAUGAUGCUAGACCGGGAUCAAGAUGUUUCGCAGAGUCGCAGAAACAGUCGUGCGACUGGCACAGGUAGCAGACGACAGUCUUCCGCUACCGUGGGGACGAGUGGAGAGAAAUCGUCCAUGGCUGUAGACGGACGUGCGUCGAGCGCAUCUAAGAGAACUUCUUCAGCCCUCGGUCUGGCCCCUUCUGCCUCAGCUACCAGCCUGGCCGCCGACCCGCUCACGCCCAACAGCCUCAGCUCCACCGCCUAUCCCGCCUCUAGCGCGUCAGUCUCCGCCUCAGCCUCAGGUUCCAGCUCAGGCGCACAAGACCAAACAAGCAUCCCCCGCCCUUCCUCGACUACAUCAGGGAGCGGACUCCCUCGGGAUACUGGCGUAGGAAACGCAGACACUUCUGACCUCUCGGACGACGAAGAUGGCGUGUGGGUCGAAGAGGAAGGAGGACCGCACGACGUGCGUGCCCAGCCAGACGGCGCAGAGAGGUCCGCGAGCACUUCUGGCUCUGGAAUCGCACUCGCUUCUUCUUCCGCUGCUUCUAACCGUCCAGCAACAGAAGCGUCCCCAUCCCGACAGAGUCUGCAUUUGCAGACGAACAACCCGCUGAGGGAAGAAGAGGAGGAGGAGGAGGAGGGGGAGGGGGAGGACGAAGAGAGACACACCAGCAGUUCAGGCUCAGCGACGGAGAUUGCUCCUGGUCAACAGUUCACCAGCUGGACCUGGCGGGGUGGACUGAGCAAGGCGCGAUUAAGGGAUCGGAGGACAUAUGAGUAAGCUGCCUUUCCCUCUUUGCUCUUCAGUGAGAGAGUCAGCGAGCGAGGGAGUGAAUGAGGUGCAGAGUUGCUACCUUCAUAUCUACUUGCACGCGCGUCUUCUGGCCGCUCGCCUCUUCUUGUAUCUAUAUUCUUCUUUGUUGUCGUUGUUCUUGUUGUUGUUGUGGUGUCGAUUUCCUGGCUCUGGAUUCGGAUUCCUUCUCUUGUAUCAAUACCAAUAUCGAUCUCACCGACUCUACAUAGCCGGCCAUAGUCGUAGCUAUAGCCAUAGUCGUAGCUAUAGCCAUAGUCAUAGGCAUAGUCAUACUUGAAGUCACACACUUCUCACUCAAUUCCCAAUCGUCUG